This is a messenger RNA of Lagenorhynchus albirostris (white-beaked dolphin), 2393 nucleotides long. It is a transcript of the gene MTFR2, whose product is annotated as mitochondrial fission regulator 2. Gene Ontology annotation, biological process: aerobic respiration; mitochondrial fission. The record is from RefSeq and is a predicted model, not a curated record. Gene Ontology annotation, cellular component: mitochondrion. The coding region runs from base 327 to 1406 and encodes 359 amino acids. The transcript has 8 exons. NCBI's taxonomy places the organism in Eukaryota, Metazoa, Chordata, Mammalia, Artiodactyla, Delphinidae.
ACAGGUUCGGUGGCGCACGGGCGGAGGGCCGCGCUUCCAGCUGAGUUACCCCGGCCGAGUGAGGGGCUACAGGGCCAAGCCCUGGGCCAGUGGAGGCGGCGUCACCGCCCGUGGCAGGCAAGCCGAGGCGCACGGGCGGACACGUGUGGACGUCUGAGCGCUCCUGGACCAGGACGAGUGCACGCCGGGCCUAGUCCUCUGCGGAUUCCGCGGCAAGGUUCCUUAACGACUGCUUGAAGUUCCCGUGAUUGCCGAGAGGCUGGGCUUCGGAGGAAGGUAUCAAGAAACAAUGUUUCCUUAAAUUUGCUUCUGUAUUUGCCUCAUCAAUGUCAUUCAUAUUGAGUAUCUUAAGAGAGAUGCUGGAAUAUUUUGGUGUUCCUGUAAACCAGGUUUUGCAGAUUUGGGAAAAUAAAGACUAUGGAUCAGCUCGGAGUAUUGUUCGUAUUAUUGGGAAAAUUCUUCCUUUAGAACCUUGUCCCAGGCCUAAUUUUGAGCUGAUCCCACUCUUGAACUCUGUGGACCCAGCUAACUGUGGAUCUGUAGUCCCAUCUUUUGCUGACGUUUUGUAUGUGACGAAUGAUGAAGAAGCCAGUUAUCUCAGAUUUCGAAAUAGUAUAUGGAAAAAUGAAGAAGGGGAGAAAAUUGCUUCUUUCCAUCCUUUGCAACUAGUUGAAGAUCCAUUGACACCUGCUCUAAGGCAUAACAAACCAACAAAAAGUGAUUGGCCUGAAAGUGAAGCUGCAAUUAAAAAAAUAGCUGCCCUUGAAGAUGAGCUAGCUUUUCUUCGCUCUCAGAUUGCUGCAAUUGUGGGAAGGCAAGAACUGAGAAACAGUACAAAUUCUGGCUCCUUGGACUUGAAGAACGACAGACCUAGUGGUUUGGGACACAUGCCAUCAUCAGGGACUACUCAACUGAGUGUCGAACCAGAUUCGUUUUCAAGUUCAGUGUUUCCCUCUCCUCCUCCUCCACCACCGCCUCCUCAGGUUUCUUCUCUACGGCCUCCAUGUUCUCCUCUCGUGCAAACAGCCUCUAAUAAUAUUUGUGCAUCAGAUAAUUCAGCAACUGAAGUGAAAAAACAGCACCCAGAUACUAGGAAAACCAAUUUUAGUCAUCAUUCAAAAAACCAUAAAGAUGUUCCAAACAUGUUGGAUGUUCUGAAGGAUGUGAAUAAGGUUAAGCUACGUGCUAUUGAAAGGUCCCCUGGGGGCAGACCCAUUCAUAAAAGGAAAAGACAAGACUCACCUUGGGAUCCAGUGUCUUUAAUAUCCCAUGCACUUAAGCAGAAAUUUGCAUUCCAAGAAGAAGAUUCCUUUGAGAAAGAAAAUAAUUCCUGGGAGUGUUCUCCAUUUUCUAGUCCAGAAACUUCAAGGUUUGGACACCAUAUUUCACAGUCAGAAGGACAUUGAACUAAAGGAAGAACUGACAAACACAGCAGGUAUAGCCCAAGCCACGAGCUACAGGGCUUGUGUCUGCACCUACAAGGCAGGAUUGCAGAAGUAUGCCAGCAUACGUAUCCCUACAUGUGAAAGGAUCUCACCUCCUGUUAAGGAAGUUAAAUGUAGUCUAUACACUGAGGUAUAUUAGUGCAGAGGUCUGAAGGAUCUUGACUCUUAAGAAUACCUGUCUCUGGUUUUAGAAGAUCCAGCAGUUAACUGGCUACUGAUGGUAGUUAGGGAAAUGGAUCUUUUUUUUUUCCCAUGUAUGUUAAUGUUAUUAAAAGCUGAAUGUAUACUUUGAGUGAUUCUCCUAAGAGCUAAAUAGUAAAUAAUUUAAUGUUUCUCAUUAGAGAACAGUAAGGUCUCAUUAUAAGGUGACAGAUGCCAUUUAAUGGAUUAAGAAAAUGUAAACUAAGUCUGUAUUGUACUACUCAACAGAUGAUAGUACAUUUGGAUUUUUAAAAACAAUUUCUUAAAGCAGUUAUGACUUUCUAACUUAAGAGCCUUUGAAUCUUUUAAAAAUUGGUAGUGAUCGGGGCUUCCCUGGUGGCGCAGUGGUUGGAAGUCUGUCUGCCGAUGCAGGGGAUGCGGGUUCGUGCCCCGGUCUGGGAGGAUCCCACAUGCUGCGGAGCGGCUGGGCCCGUGGGCCGUGGCCGCUGGGCCUGCGCGUCCGGAGCCUGUACUCCGCAGUGGGAGGGGCCGCAACGGUGAGAGGCCCUAGUACCGCAAAAAAAAAAAAAAAAAAAAAAAUUGGUAGUGAUCUGGUUCACUUGGCCUCCAGCAACUUGGAGAUUUUCAAAGAAUAUAAAAUUAUAAUUUGUUCAUUAAGAUAGUCAUACUUUGAAUCAUAGAUUGAACCUCCUGAAAAAUCUUCCUGAGGUGAUAAAAGAAUUAGAAGCUGAUUUUGACUGUUAAAUGCUAGAUUGUAGAAGUAUUUAAAGAAUCUUCUUGAUAAGU